AUGGUGUUGAUAGCACAAGCAAAGAAUUGUCAUAGAGUGUGGACUUGCAAAGGAGACAUUAGGUGUUGGGAAGACUGUAAAAAUCAACACAAUGGAAGGGGACUCUGUGAUUUAUACACUGCACCUUCUGUUCCUAAACAAUGCUUUUGUGCUUAUAAAUGUUAA
Molecule: messenger RNA, 165 nt
Organism: Benincasa hispida (wax gourd)
Lineage: Eukaryota; Viridiplantae; Streptophyta; Magnoliopsida; Cucurbitales; Cucurbitaceae
Product: putative defensin-like protein 184
Source: RefSeq, a predicted model, not a curated record